CUCCUCAAAGAUCAUUGUGAAGUCAAUGGCUUCAUGUCCAUGGUGCUUGGGAGAGUGUCUCCACAUCUUACGGGCUCAGGCCCCUAGAAGCCUGUUUCUCCCUGCAGUCCAGGACCUCCAGCUCAGCUCCAUGGAGCCCCCGAUCCCACAGAGCACCCCCUUGACUCCCAGCUCAGUCAUGGUCCAGCCCAUUCUUGACAGCCGGAUGCCCCACAGCCGGCUCCAGCACCCGCUCACCAUCCUGCCCAUUGACCAGAUGAAGACCAGCCACGUGGAGAACGACUACAUAGACAACCCUGGCCUGGCCCCCACCGCCGGCCCGAAGCGGACCCGGGGUGGGGCCCCAGAGCUGGCCCCGACACCCGCCCGCUGUGACCAGGAUGUCACGCACCACUGGAUCUCCUUCAGUGGACGCCCCAGCUCCGUGAGCAGCAGCAGCAGCACGUCCUCCGACCAGCGGCUCUUAGACCACAUGGCACCACCGCCCGUGGCCGACCAGGCCUCGCCGAGGGCUGUGCGCAUCCAGCCCAAGGUGGUCCACUGCAAGCCUCUGGACCUCAAGGGCCCGGCGGUCCCCCCGGAGCUGGACAAGCACUUCUUGCUGUGCGAGGCCUGUGGGAAGUGUAAAUGCAAGGAGUGUGCGUCCCCCCGGACGUUGCCCUCCUGCUGGGUCUGCAACCAGGAGUGCCUGUGCUCGGCCCAGACCCUGGUCAACUACGGCACGUGCAUGUGCCUGGUGCAGGGCAUCUUCUACCACUGCACCAACGAGGACGACGAGGGCUCCUGCGCCGACCACCCCUGCUCCUGCUCCCACUCAAACUGCUGCGCCCGCUGGUCCUUCAUGGGCGCGCUCUCCCUGGUGCUGCCCUGCCUGCUCUGCUACCUGCCCGCCACCGGCUGCGUGAAGCUGGCCCAGCGUGGCUACGACCGCCUGCGCCGCCCUGGCUGUCGCUGCAAGCACACGAACAGCGUCGUCUGCAAGGCCACCGGCGGGGACGCCAAGGCCGGCAGACCCGACAAGCCUUUCUGACGCUUUGGGUCGAAGCCCCAGCGCUGCCCCUGGAAACGUGGGUCCCUUCUGACGCCUGAGAAGACUGCAGCCGGCCCGAGGUUGUCUCCCCCUGCGGCUGCCUUGCCAGUCUGUCCACUCCCCACCCCCGGCUUUGGAGGAUGGAGACCACCGCCACUUGCUCUGCUCCCCAAGAGGAUGAAGAAGCCCUUUGGGGUUUUUUCGGGGUCUUGGAACUUUGUGUCAAACAGACAAUGGCAGGGGCAGGGUGUGGUUUGUGGGGGGGGGAGGAUUUUUCUUUUUCAGAAGACAGAACACAGAUGUGGACACAUCUCCGGAAGUUGCAGCUGCUUGAAUGCCUUCCCGGCCCCUCCUCCCCCUUCCUCCCUCUCUCCCUCUUUCCAUUGUCUGUGGCUCUGAGAGGAGCUAGCUGCCUGGGAAGAAUUGAUAACUGAGUGCCGGGGUACCUUUGAAGAAGACCCUUGGAGUCUUGACUUCUGUACCUUCUUCUCCUUCCCCUCCUCGCUCCACCCCAGUUCGCCCCGACCUUUUGGGGAAGGCGUAAGCACCCUAGCAGUCCCUGCUGUACAUACUCGGGAGCCCGCUGAGGACAGAGGACAGCCUGUGAGUCCAAGCUUUGUUCCUCCUCUCCUGCCUCCCCGGAGCCCCAGGACGGAUUUAGGAGCCACCGCGCAGUGCGUCUCUCCCCUCCAGCUUCGUCACUAACUCUUGGGCUGUUCCGUUCAUCACACCGUCCUUCGGUUCUUACCGAGUCACAGACUCGCCUGCCCACUGCGUGUCCGAGUUCUCUCUACUCAGAUCCUUUCCGGAAACUUGACGGGUAGAGAAGCCCAGGGCGACAAACGCGAGACCAAAUAUCAUUUUGCCAAUGAGUCUGAGGCUGUGGUCUCUGGAUCCAGUCAUUCUGUUUUUAUAGAAUAAUUAAACCAGAUGCUAACGGUGUUUUAAAAAAAUAAUAAUAAUACAACAACUUGCUUCCUUUUGGGCCACCCCCAGGAAGGGCUGAUUUCAAAAUCUGGGGGCGAGCAACCUCAAGGAACAUAAUUCCCCUCCCCACCAAGAAGAGGAUUUUUAACAGCAAAGAAGAGAGGCAGCACCUCCCAUUGGCAGAAUGAAUGGCAGUCGAGCCCAGCCGGGUUUGGGUUUCUUCUCUUCCAAUUCUGCUGCUGCUGUCACAGCCUUUUGUGUAUAGUGAUGUGUCUAUAUCUUUAAUGUACAUAGAGAGUCGAUGAAAAAAGAGUCUAUUUUAGAUUUAGGAAGCCCCAGUGUGGGGGAGUGUCAGAAGAGCUCAGAAGAGCUCGAGAUAGGGUGGGGGAAAGAUUCUCCAGGGGACACUGGGGACAGAGCCCUGCUUUAGUGCAUAGCCACACCACCCUCUCCCGACAGCCCCCAAAGACGUAGCAACUCUUUCUCUCAAGGUGCUAAAGGACUCAGAAAGUGCAGCACGUCCAGUGGGUAGGUACUUGUUGCAUGCAAAAGCUGUAGUGUGUCUGGUCCUUCCUCCCCAGCUGCGGUGGGGGGUUUUUGCUUUGUGUGGUAAUUUGUUUUCCCCUCUCACGAGAGGAUACGGCCGGGGUCGCAAAGAGCUUCCCCAGGCGAGAUCGGAAGUGCGUCAGGCAGAGCGGCCUCGCACUUCCAGUUUGUUCUGUAGGAACAGAACUGCCUCCAGGAAGGGGGCGAUGAGCAGGUAGCUGUGAUCGGCAUGCACCCGAUGCUUCUCCGGGACCUUUUUUUCCCUUCUUGAAGACUAGUAGUAACACCUUAUGAUUUAGAAUAAGUUAAUUGUAACCAUAGGUAUUUAUUGAUUGGAGGAAGGGAGGGUCAUGUUAUUUUCGGCUUUAUUUAUGUAACAUUUGCUAGCUUGUAAAAGGCGAAUGUGAAAUAUUGCCUCUGCAUUUUCUAAGGCUGAUUCACGUAGCUACCCUUGCCACAUUUGUGAUGGAUGUAUGGAUGUUCUUGAAUAUUUCGGAAGGAAUAGUAGAAAAAAAAAAAAUAUUCAGCCAACCACUUAUACUGAUUGAAUGUAUCAGGAGUGUACUGAAGGGACUGGCGAUGUUUCCGCAGCCGAGGUGGCCCCAAGACGAUUGCGCACACGUGCACUCUUUCCUGCAGGCCGCGGAACUUUCCCAGGCCCCUCCCUCCAAUCGUCUCCGUGGGAAACGACCCAGUGGCAAGUUGCACUUUGGUGAUCUUGGUGGUCUACACACCCAUUCUGUGGAGAAUUGAUUUACAUAAGCUGUGUAUGUAUACACACACACACACACACACACACCCUGACCCUCUACCGACAGAGACCCUGUUUCCCAGCAAGCGGCCUCCUGAACCCUGACAUUUUGUGUACAUAGUUGUAAACACGGAUUUUUUCUGGGUUUUGGUUUGCUUUUUUUCUUUCUUCCCCUCUGCCCUCUCCCUGUUUAGGCUUGUUCUCUUUGGUUUGCUUUCAUGCUGCUGCAGAGAUGUCUGCAGCUCUCCCUGACAGUCCACCUCGCGCCUCGUGUGCACAGCGGCGAAGGGAAGGAGUGAGGGGACCCUCCCUGGUUCUCCCAGCUGUCCUGUGUAGCAGUCCCUCAGCUUCUUGGCAAAAAAAAAAGAAAGAAAGUCAAAAGCUGGCUUAUCCAUGGACCCUCCCUGCCCCUGGGGCCAGUCGAGGGCCACUGCGGGACCAUGCACUCAGAGACAUGGCCAAUUUCUCUAGCUGCUUUUGGCUGUUUUUUGUACCAGUGGCUGGCUUGGCUGGAUUGUGCCUGGUCUUAACCUUCUGUGCAAAGCGCCAAGCUGGUCCCCACUCCUGUUGGCCCUGGGGUGGG
Molecule: messenger RNA, 3837 nt
Organism: Lemur catta (Ring-tailed lemur)
Lineage: Eukaryota; Metazoa; Chordata; Mammalia; Primates; Lemuridae
Gene: SPRY4
Product: sprouty RTK signaling antagonist 4
Exons: 3
Coding region: 26-1030 (334 amino acids)
Biological process (GO): negative regulation of MAP kinase activity; animal organ development; negative regulation of fibroblast growth factor receptor signaling pathway
Cellular component (GO): cytosol; membrane
Source: RefSeq, a predicted model, not a curated record